Symbiodinium sp. CCMP2456 is the source of this 1113-nucleotide messenger RNA. The record is from the annotation of a GenBank genome assembly. Lineage: Eukaryota; Dinophyceae; Suessiales; Symbiodiniaceae.
GAACUGGGCGGUGAUAUCCGGUACAUUGACGCAGGACUUUGCCUUGACGCUUUCUUCGCUUUGUCGCGCUGUCCUGAGGAGGGUCCACUUUCGAAUUCGCAGAAUGUGUCGAAGGCACUUCUUAGGUGGUGCCGCAAGCUGCUGGAUUUAACCCCCUUCCCGGAUCUCUACAGUGCUGCCUUCUCUUCCUUGGUGCAACCGCUUUCAGGAGAGAAACGCGAAAGCUUGCCACUGCCGCUUUCAUUCCAUGCGUUCCUUGAACGCAAGGUACUCAGCGCGGAAACUCCCCCGGAUGAAGCAAUCUGGGCCGGAAGCUUUCUCGCUUGCAUGGGUGGCAGCCUUCGCUUCUCCGACGCACAACACAUUCUGUGGAGCUCACUCUGCAUUAGCCACUUUACGCUUCGUGGAAUUUGCUAUCGCACUAAAACAACCAAGCGAGGAGCCCCCUUUGCUUGCUUGGGCUUUGGAGCUCACUCAUCUUCUCGUGAGUUCGGUAUGAACUGGCUCAGCGUGUGGCUUCUCCACUUAGAUAGAGUAUGGCAGGACCUUCGCAAGCGCUUUGGUGAUCAGGUGGUCCCGGACUGCUUCUUUUUCACAGCUCGCAAGUCAGGCUUCAGCCCCGCUUCCUAUGCCCAAACUUUGCUGCGCCUACGGAACUUCCUGCAGGAAUCUGGGCUGACACGGGAACAAGCCAGUGGCUAUACUCCUCUGCCAAGCGUGUUCGUGCCCUUCCCCCAGCUCUUCAACCUUAAAUCGUCCCUGCCCUCACAGUUUCAGGAGGCCAUCCAUACCCUGAAAGCUGUCAUGCUUCUCUCGAACUGCCUUGCAGCUGCACUGGGUGAGUUGCUUCGUGACGCUGCGGGUGUUCCUUUGAACCUCCUCUUCGACAUUUCCUCUUGGGGCCAGGUCGUUUCCCUGGUCUGUGCAGCCUGCCUCCCUGCGACGCGGGUGAGGCAAGCAUGUUCAACGCCAACGUCCAAUGCCAUCGCCAACACGCUCGAGCAGCAUUUGAUAACUCCCAAGACAGCUUCGGAGGGGCGCUCGUCCGAAUUGGUCCGGUCUUUGAAGGACCUUUGGCUGUCGUUGUGGCUGCCCCGGGUGAUGUGGUGGACU